GGGUAGCCCCUGGUUCGGUAGAGUCUGCUGUGGGAUACGUACGGUCGCCCAGCUUUGUUUUCGGACGGCGCAGCGCUCUACUGGACUGUUGGCUCUCCAGUCCUGUGUCAAGGUUUACACAUGAUGCUCCAUGAUCUGGUUUGACAACUUCUCACUGCUGAUAAAAGGAUCCACCCAGUCCAAAAAUCCAUUAUGAUCUCGGGUCUCCAACAUGGCUGAUCCCAGUUUCUAUCAUUUGUACCAGGGAAUGUACCUUCCCAAGUUCUUCCACACUUUGGAAGCUCUGAAGCGCUGGGAGGAUUUUACUUUUCGCCGGGAUGAUGUCAUAGUAGCAACGUAUCCCAAAUCAGGUACAAAUUGGGCGCUGGAGAUCGCGCCACUGGUGCUGUCUGGAGGGGACCCCACCGUGGUGAACUCUGUGGCCACUUGGGAGCGCACUAUCUGCAUCGGAAAUGAGAAGGCCCUAAGCAUGGACUUGGAAAACCUGCCUUCCCCGCGGAUCUUUAGCACACACUUCUACUACCACGUCAUGCCCAAGUCCUUCUAUCAAGUCAAACCCAAGGUUAUCAAUGUUCUGCGGAAUCCCAAAGACAUCUUAGUAUCAGCUUUUCACUACUAUGGGAAUGUGGAAUAUCAUGCUAAUCCAGGCACGCUGACCGAGUUUCUGAACAAGUUCCUUGAAGGCAACGUUCCCUUCGGUUCCUGGUUCGAUCAUGUGAAGGGCUGGUUGAAUCCUGAGGACAAAUCGCACAUUUUGUACCUGAGCUUUGAGGAGAUGCUGCAGGAUCUGCGACAGGAGGUCAGGAGGACAGCUGAGUUCUUGGAGAAGCCGCUGGAGGAGGAGGUGAUCGACAGAAUCACAGACAGAUGUUUGUUCAAGAACAUGAAGAAACACAACAACAAAGCACCUUCAGACCUCGAUCAUUCAAAAUUUUUCAGGAAAGGAAUAGCUGGUGACUGGAAAAACCAUCUAUCAGAGGAGGACGCACAGCACUUUGAUUGUGUAUAUAAAGACAAAAUGAAAGAUGUUCAUUUUAAGUUUGCGUGGGAUUAAAAUGUUUUGCACUCC
Periophthalmus magnuspinnatus is the source of this 1069-nucleotide messenger RNA. Its product is annotated as sulfotransferase 2B1-like. Gene Ontology annotation, cellular component: cytoplasm. Gene Ontology annotation, molecular function: sulfotransferase activity. Gene Ontology annotation, biological process: sulfation. The transcript is spliced from 7 exons. NCBI's taxonomy places the organism in Eukaryota, Metazoa, Chordata, Actinopteri, Gobiiformes, Gobiidae. The record is from RefSeq and is a predicted model, not a curated record. The coding region runs from base 212 to 1054 and encodes 280 amino acids.